Molecule: messenger RNA, 1837 nt
Organism: Spea bombifrons (plains spadefoot toad)
Lineage: Eukaryota; Metazoa; Chordata; Amphibia; Anura; Pelobatidae
Gene: MBTPS2
Product: membrane bound transcription factor peptidase, site 2
Exons: 11
Coding region: 81-1565 (494 amino acids)
Biological process (GO): regulation of response to endoplasmic reticulum stress; membrane protein intracellular domain proteolysis
Cellular component (GO): cytoplasm; membrane
Molecular function (GO): metalloendopeptidase activity; protein binding
Source: RefSeq, a predicted model, not a curated record
AAGGGGACGGUAAGGGAAGGUACCGUGUUGUUUGUGGUCUGCCGGCAGUGUGUUGCCCUGGCUGGUAUGUUGUUAUUGCUAUGAUCCCUAUACCCUUGGUGGUGACGGUUCUCGGAGGAUGGUGUGUGAUUUACCUGGCGGACACGUUACUUUUGUCCUCAAAAUCUCUGAAGACCAAUUAUGAAGAAUGGCUGUCCACGCAAGGGCUCAGCAUCUCACCGUUUCACAUCCGUUGGCAAACAAAUAUCUUCAACCGCCUCUUCUAUAAGUGGGGGAGGUGGAAACCUAGAUUCUUAUACCUUUGGUUCAGCAUGGGUAUGGUAUUUGGAGUCCUCGCAAUGUUUGGCUCCAUGAUCCUUUUGGGGAAGACUCUCGUACAGACUCUAAAUCAGAUGAUGGCAGAAAGUCCAGCAUCCCAAAACGAUCGCAUCCUGCAGGUUGUGGUGCCUGGUGUAAAUCUUCCCAUUAGCCAGCUGUCAUAUUUCUUCUCUGCAAUUUUCAUCAGCGGUGUCAUACAUGAGAUCGGCCAUGGAAUGGCAGCCGUAAGAGAAACAGUGCGCUUUAAUGGCUUCGGAAUAUUUAUCUUCAUUCUUUAUCCCGGGGCAUUUGUGGAUCUGCUGACCACUCACCUGCAGAUGGUUUCUCCUGUUCAGCAACUGCGGAUAUUUUGUGCAGGGGUCUGGCAUAAUUUCAUUCUCGGUCUGGUGGGCAUUUUGAUAUUGUUUCCGCUUCCUGCUCUUCUGUAUCCGUUUUACUACACUGGAGUUGGAGCGCUUGUUACUGAAGUUGUAGAGGAUUCACCUGCCAGCGGACCAAGGGGACUGUUUGUACAAGACAUUGUCACCCAGGUACAAGACUGUCCAGUGACCAAUGUGGAUGGCUGGCAUGCGUGCCUAGCAGAUAUAUCUCAGAAACCACAGGUUGGCUACUGUAUGAACUCGGCCACUCUUCAGCAGCUUCACUUCCCAAGCAGAGUGUAUAAAAGACUGGAUGGAUCUAUCGAGUGUUGCAGUAACAACAGCCUUUCCGACAUAUGCUUCUCAUACAGCGGUAAUACGCGGAAUCAAUUGUAUGUCUGUCUGCCAGCCAGAAAGGCAAUCCAAAAAAGCCCCGAAUGUCGAUCGGAUAUAGAUUGUCAGAAGGGAGAUGCUUCCAGCAUUUGUGCUAUCCCAUCUAUUGAGAAUCAAACUCGUCUUAUCAGAGUAAAGCACCCACCUCAAUUGGAAAUGCUCUUCAUAGGAUACCCUGUACAUCUGGAAUAUGCCGUGAGUCUCAGCAGUUUUGUUCCAAGAUAUAACUUUCUCAGCAUACACCUGCCAGUGGUCAUUGAAACCUUCUGCAAAUAUCUGAUUUCUCUGUCGGGAGCUUUGGCUGUGAUUAAUGCUGUUCCAUGCUUUGCUUUGGAUGGACAAUGGAUACUUAACUCUUUCCUCGAAGCCACAUUAAGUUCUUUUGUUGUCCAAAAAGAGAACCGAGAGCUCCUGGGGUUCUUCAUCCUACUAGCAGGCAGUGCUCUGUUAAUGGCAAAUGUGGUUCUAGGACUGUGGAUGGUGACAGCCCGGUAGUCUUUUCUGUGUUUCUUCUCCAGGCUUGACCCGUGCUGAAAAUAAAAAAUAAAAAACUAAUUUUAAUAGGAUUAUCCUCUUUUGGAAAAAAAAAUCCAACAAUAUUUUAUGAAUCAUUCCAAAUGUUCUUGUACGAUGACAAACCACCAAAACCAAGAAAAAACAAAGAGAAACUUUGUCCAGUUAUACUGUGAUUGACAUAAUCAACUAUGCUUUCCUGGUGGAACUGACUAAAAAGAAGACGCAAAGCCUAUUAUCCGGAAAAAAAUAAA